AUGCGCUACCUUACGCGCUCUCUCACGCGCUCUCACACGCUCUCUCACGCGUUCUCACACGCACUCUCACACGCGCUCUCACAAGCUCUCUCACGCGCUCUCACGCGCUCUCUCAAGCUCUCCCUCGCGCUCCGCGCCCCUCGCGCCGCCCUUAGCGGCUCCUUACGGCCCCUCGCGCCGUCAUUUACGGCCCGUAGUGCGGCCCCUUUGCCCAUUACGGCCCUCCCCUGCCCUCCGCGGCCCCUUGUGCUGCUCUCUCAUGGCGCGUCACCGAACCUCUGCGGCCCCUCGCGCCGCCCUUCCCGGCCCGACGUCGCCGCUUUCCCACCAGCAGCGGCCACCACAGCUUCUGCAGCUGCAGCUGCCGCCGUCCCUGCAGUGGAAGCCGCAGCUGCUGUGGCCGCCGCUGUCCCUGCAGCUGCAGCCGUUGCUGUCCCUGCAGCAGCCGCCGCCGCCGUGCCUGCAGCUGCCGCCACUGCUGAACCUGCUGCACCUACCGCAGCCGACACUGCAGCAGCUGCCGCUGCCGAUUCUGCAGCUGCUGCUGCCACCGUACCUGCAGCAGCUGCUGCUCCUGAACCUGCAGCAGCUGCCGCUCCUGAACCUGCAGCAGCUGCCGCUGCAGGACCUGUAGCAGCUGCUCCCGCCAGGCCUGCAGCAGCUGCCGCCGCCGGACCUGCCGCAGCUGCCGCCAUCGGAUCUGCAGCAGCUGCAGCUGCCGGACCUGCCGCAGCUGUCACCACCGGACCUGCCCCAGCAGCAGCUGCUACUGCAGGUGCGGCCGCCGCUACUGUCCCUGCAGCUGAGUUGCGGCCCUCCUCUGCCGCCUCGCUGCACCCCGGCCCGCCCCUGCCUACUGCUGCUGCUGUCAUGGCUACUCCCAACGUGCUUACCUUUGAUGCUGAGGGUCGGGCGAUCGAUUUUGAUGUCUGGAUAGAUGACCUGCAGCUUUUCCUGCAGUGCGAUAGCAAGCACGACAUCUCCCUGUUCGAUCUCACUUCUGGUGCCUCUACUGCCCCUGCUGCUGAUGACGACAGUACUGUUCGCUCACAGUGGACCACACGCGAUGCUGCUGCCCGUCUUGCUGUGCGUAGUCACCUGCCGUCCACUGAGCGCGCGCACUUUAGCCAGUUCAAAACUGCUAAGACCUUGUACGACGGUGUAGUUGCCCGCUACUCCUCCCCUGCCACUGCUGCUCUUAGCCGCCUCAUGCUGCUGUACCUGUUCCCUGACCUCGCUGCCUUGGCCACAGUCGCUGACCUCAUUACGCACCUUCGCACUAGUGAUACCCGCUACCGCGCUGCGCUUCGUGCUGACUUCUGCGCCAAGAACCCCCCCCCCAUGUACAUCACCCUCUACUACCUAGUCACCCGGCUCCCUGACACCCUUCGCUCGGUCAGGGACCACUUCCUCUCCCUUUGCCCCACCACACUCACUGUUGACCUCCUCGAGGAGCGCCUCUUCGCAGCGGAAAAGAGUAUUACCGCUGUGGGUGCUUCUCGUGGUGACCCCCGCACCCCUUUCUUUGAGGGGUGCUCCCCUGUCCCCCUUUUGCCCUCUGUUGCCUCUGCUGCUGCUGUCGACCUCGUUGGCACUGAGUCGGUCGCCGCUGCGUCUGCUCCUACUGGGAGGCGCCGCACCAGCAAGGGCAAGGGGGGCAAGGGUUCGGGAGGGGCGGGCGGGGGCGGUGGUGGUGGCGGUGGGGGCGGCGGGGGAGGUGGGGGUGGGAGUGGUGGGGGGCGUGGGGGCGGCGGUGGUGGCAGUGGAGGUGGAGGCGGCGGUGGCGGCGGUGCGGGUGGAGGAGGCGGAGGCGGCAGUGGAGGUGGAGGCGGGGGCGGCGGAGGCGGCGGGGGUGGAGCUGGUCGGGGUGGUGGUCAGCACCAGCAGCAGCAGCAGCGCUCUCGUGAGACCCCGUCGUCCCAGCAGCUUCGUGAGUGGUACGCUACGCGCCAGCGCCCUGGGGGUCCUGGUCCCUGUGCCUACGUCCUGCGUACUGGUGACCGCACUGGGGAGCCGUGUGGCGGCCCGCACACCACCCAGCGCUGCUUCGGCCGCCUGACAGACGCCUGGCGUAUCCGGUUCCCUGACGCCACUGAGAUCCCUCGCUGGGGUGACUUGCUUAGGUCUGGAGUAGCUAUCUUUGAUCUUGACUUUGAUGCUAUCUUUGCUGCGAUGUAUGCUAUCUCUGAUAGUGCUGAGGGUGACUGUUACCUGUGUGUUCCGCCUGACCCGGGCAUUGAGGCUGCUGCUCUAGGUGCUAGUGCGUCUGCUCCCCCAGGUCCUGGUGAGGCCGCUGCCCUAGGUACCGCGUCGGCUCAGGCCUUGCACACCUUCACCCUUGACUCGGGUGCUUCCCGCUCCUUCUUUCGCGACUACACCACACUCACGCCGCUUAGUCGGCCGGUUGCAGUCUCCCUGGCAGACCCCUCUGGGGGUCCUGUCCUUGCUCACUACUCCACUGUCCUACCGUGUCCGGCUGCCCCCUCUGGCUCCCUGUCGGGUCUUUACCUUCCCUCGUUCUCUACGAACUUGGUAGCUGCGUCGGGUCAGGUGUUUGCUGCGUCGUCCCGGUCUGGCCCUGAGUCUGCCCCCUGCUCGUGUCGCCUCCUGUCUCACGAGACUCUCCUCUGGCACCACCGCCUGGGCUACCCCUCCCUGCCCCGUCUUCGGGGUAUGGCCUCCCGUGUCCUUGUCUCUGGUCUCCCCCGGUCCCUCCCUCCCCUUCCUCCGGGGCCUGCCCCUACCUGCGUUCCCUGCGUUGAGGGGCGGCAGCGCGCCGCUCCUCACUCUUCCGAGUUUCCACCGACAGAGGCUCCGCUGCAGACGCUUCACAUGGACGUGUGGGGCCCCGCCCGCGUCCGUGGACAGGGUCACGAGCGUUACUUCCUUCUAGUGGUUGACGACUACUCGCGUUACACCGCAGUCUUCCCCUUGCGCAGCAAGGGUGAAGUCACUGAGGUGUUGAUCGACUGGAUCCGCGCUGCUCGUCUCCAGCUCAGGAAGAGUUUCGGCUCGGACUUUCCUGUUCUGCGUCUGCACUCCGACCGAGGCGGAGAGUUCUCCUCUGACCUUCUGAGAGCCUUCUGCCGUGCGAGGGGCAUCCGCCAGACGUUCACGCUUCCGGCCUCUCCACAGCAGAAUGGGAUUGCUGAGCGCCGCAUUGGCAUGUACGCGGCGCAGCAGAUCAACCUUCAGCCCCGUGUCUCCUUGCCGGAGACCUCCCCCACCAUGCGGUGGACGGGGAAGGUUGGCGAUGCGUCUGCGUUCCGUGUCUGGGGAUCUCGGGCUUUCGUUCGAGACUUGUCUGCGGACAAGCUGUCCUCCCGUGCUGUUCCCUGCGUCUUCCUUGGCUUCCCCCCUGACGCGCCUGGUUGGCAGUUUUACCACCCCACCUCGCGCCGUGUUCUGUCCUCCCAGGACGUCACGUUUGACGAGUCGGUUCCUUUCUACCGUCUCUUCCCCUACCGCACUGCCCCCCUCCCCCCUCCGCCGCUCUUCCUUACCCCAGGUCCCCCCCCGGUAGCCCCCCUCCCCCCUCAGGGUCCUGCCCCCUCAGGUGUGUCCCAGGUAGACGCAGUCGAGCCUGUCGAGGUAGCUGUUGACUCUGGUGCUGCUGGGGGUGCUGCGCCUGCGGGUGCCGGGUCUGGAGGUGCUGAGCCUGUGUGUGCGGAGUCUGGGGGUGGUGGGACUGGGGGUGCUGGGACUGGGGGUGCUGAGUCUGGGGGUGCUGAGCCUGAGGGUGCUGAGUCUGGGGGUGCGGAGCCUGGGGGUGCGGAGCCUGGAGUCGUGCUGCUGGGGCUGGUGUCGCUGCGGGUACUGGAGGUUCUACUGCUGCUGAGGGUGUUGGAGUCACAGGUGCCGGAGGUGCUCGUACUGGAGGUACUGGAGCUGCUGGGCCUAGUGGUUGGUGCUGGUGGGGUUGGUAAAGCUGGAGGUACAGGAGCCGGUGCUGCUGGGUCACCUGGUGGUCUUCUUGGCGCUGGUGCUGCUGGAGGUUCGAGAGCUGGUGGUGCUGCUAAAGCCGGUGCUCCUGGGGGUGCUGGAGUUGGCGCUACUGGUGCUGCUGCAGGUCUUACUGGAGUUGGACCUGCAGCUGAGGGUGCUGGUGCUGUCCCUGCUCCUUCUGGAGGUGCUGCGCGGCCUCGGCCGUACUUCGUUCCCCUCCUUCAGCAGGUUCUUGGCCUUCCGCCUUCCUCUGGUCCUUCUCCUGCCUUAGAGUGUCCACAGCCGGUCCCCUCCGAGUCACAGUUACAGCUUGCCGGUCCCCUGCCUGCCCCUUCACCCUACGCUGGUCCUACUGGAGGUCUUGCUGAGCGUCGUGAGCCUGCGUCGCGUCCUACGUCGCCUGUUCGUGCUGUUCGCACCGGUCGCCGUGUUCCGCGUCAGCGUCCUCCCGCGGUCCCAGGCACGCACCAGAUGGCACUGCGUCCCUCCACUGCUCCACAGCGUGUCCCUCUGCCGUCUCCUCCUGCGUCCUCGCUUCCUGCCCUUGCUGACCCGGAGUCUGACUCUCUGCGUGCUGCCAGUCCGACUGUCACGCGUCUCCUAGCCACUGCUGUCACAGACCCUUCUUUUGAGUCCACUGCUGCGUCUGCCCUAGUUGCUGAGCUUGUCGACUUCGCUGCUCGCUGUCGUCUAGACUACGCUGCUAGUCUCGUUGCUGAGUCUGAGUCUGUCUGUCCUCCGUCCGUCGGGGGUGAGUGUGCCCUUGGCACGGACGUCCUUGAAGACAGGCAGGAGGAGUUCCAGUGUUUUGCUGCUGCUUUGCCUCAUCUCGUGUCCAUGCUGAUUGCCCCUGAGGGAGACCCGGAUGCACCAGACAUCCCGACUCCUCGAUCGUACGCUGAGGCGAUCGAGGGUCCCUACUCCUCUCAGUGGCAGACAGCCAUGGACGCAGAGAUGGCUUCCUGGAAGUCCACAGGCACCUACGUUGACGAGGUUCCCCCACCUGGGGCGAACAUCGUCAGUGGCAUGUGGAUCUACAGGGUGAAGCGGCCGCCGGGUUCUCCGCCUGUCUUCAAGGCGCGCUACGUGGCUAGGGGCUUCAGUCAGCGGCAGGGGGUUGACUACUUUCAGACCUUCUCUCCCACCCCGAAGAUGACUACUCUUCGGGUGCUGCUGCACAUAGCCGCUCAGCGCGACUACGAGCUUCACUCUCUUGACUUCAGCACUGCUUUCCUGCAGGGCAGCCUGCACGAGGAGAUCUGGCUGCGCCACCCUCCUGGCUUCACUGGGUCUUUUCCUCCUGGCACCCAGUGGAGCCUCCGGCGGCCAGUCUACGGUCUCCGCCAGGCGCCCCGUGAGUGGCACGACACACUGAGGACUACACUUGCGGCUCUUGGGUUUGCUCCUUCUACUGCCGACCCGUCGCUGUUUCUGCGCACCGACACCUCGCUGCCGCCAUUCUACAUCCUCGUGUACGUCGACGACUUGGUCUUUGCCACUGCUGACACUGCUGGAAUCGCCCACGUGAAGUCCGAGCUGCAGAAGAGACACAUGUGCACUGACCUGGGUGAACUGCGCAGCUAUCUUGGCUUGCAGAUCACCCGGGACAGAGCACGCCGCACCAUUACUCUGACUCAGUCACAUAUGGUGCAGCAGGUCCUUCAGCGCUUCGGCUUCACGUACUCCUUGCCUCAGGCCACUCCUCUGCCUACUCGCCACUCGCUCUCAGCUCUGCCUUCGGAUGAGUCCGUAGAGCCGAGUGGCCCGUACCCAGAGCUUGUUGGCUGCCUCAUGUACCUGAUGACCUGCACUCAACCUGACCUUGCAUACCCUCUUAGCAUCUUGGCGCGCUAUGUUGCUCCUGGGAGACACCGACCAGAGCACAUGGAUGCAGCUAAGAGGGUGUUGCGCUACUUGUGCAGUACGUCGGGCAUGGGGCUUGUGCUUGGAGGGCGGAGUCCAGUGGUCCUCACUGGUCACGCAGACGCGUCUUGGGUUGACGACCAGGCUACGCAGCGAUCGUCACAGGGUUACACCUUCAGCCUUGGUUCCGGCUCUGUUUCGUGGCGGUCUACCCGCUCGUCUUCUGUUCUCGGCUCCAGUUGUGAGGCUGAGAUCUACGCAGGGGCCAUGGCUGCACAGGAGUUACGCUGGCUCACCUACCUGCUGACCGACCUGGGAGAGCAGCCUCGUUCUCCUCCAGUUCUGUACGUAGACAACAAGGCCAUGCUGGCCUUGUGUCGGGAGCACAGACUGGAGCACAGAACGAAGCACAUUGCUCUCCGCUACUUUCUUGCUCGUGAGCUGCAGCAGCGUGGUCAGCUGCGCCUUGCUUACGUGGCCUCUCGGGCCAACACUGCUGAUAUCUUUACCAAGGCACUUCAGCCUUGUGAUCAUCAGCGCUUCUGUACGAUGUUAGGUCUUGUGCCUACCUGGCCUCACUUGCUCACCUCUUGA
This is a messenger RNA of Closterium sp. Yama58-4, 6402 nucleotides long. The record is from the annotation of a GenBank genome assembly. NCBI's taxonomy places the organism in Eukaryota, Viridiplantae, Streptophyta, Zygnematophyceae, Desmidiales, Closteriaceae.